Molecule: messenger RNA, 1019 nt
Organism: Sphaerodactylus townsendi
Lineage: Eukaryota; Metazoa; Chordata; Lepidosauria; Squamata; Sphaerodactylidae
Product: heme-binding protein 1-like
Exons: 5
Coding region: 80-898 (272 amino acids)
Source: RefSeq, a predicted model, not a curated record
AGGCGCUCCCCCCUCCCUUCCCCCCCGCGGGGCGGAGGUAUAAAGGGCCGCCCGGAGGGAGAGCGGACAGGCAGAGGCCAUGCAGACGAGCCAGCCCAGGUGUCGCAUGAGCGGGGGCGAGGCCGGGGGGGGCGGCGGCGGGGGGGCCAUCACGCUGGAGGAGCUGCAGGGGCUGGGCGACGAGGAAGAGGAGGAGGAGGAGGAGGAGGAGGAAGGCGACUGCCCCGAGCACGAGCAGGAGCAUGAGCAGCGGCUGCUGGGCUUCUGGCAGAGCGUGGCCAGGGGGCACCGCGUGGACGUCCCGCCCGAUAUGGCACAACCCAUCCAGCAACUAACCAGAAAUAACCACGGUCAGGGGAGAGAAAGCAUUUCGUUCACUGUGAUAAAACGCAAAGAAAAGUUUGGCAAAGUGCUCUAUGAGAAACGCCAUUACGCAAAGGGCAGGUGGGCUUGCGUCAAAGUGCAAGAAGACCAGUACGAACAGAGCGUGUGCCUCGGAUUCAUGAAGAUCAUGAAAUACAUUUGUGAGCAGAAUUCUUCAGGGCUAUACUUGGGGAUGACGGUUCCUAUCGUGACCGUAAUUCAUACUGGCGAAUCCACAUCGGACAUCACAAGAUUUGUGACAGUAGCCUACUACCUCCCUGGGGGGUUGCAGGAUCAGCCUCCAGAUCCCCACGACCCUGAUAUCAUCAUUGAAGAGUGGCCUCCAGCCGUGGUUUAUGCCAGGGGCUUCGGAGGAGUCACAAACGAAGGCUCAAUUGCAAGAGAAAUAAAUCUGCUGGCGGAACUUCUGGGAAACCCCGAGCUGUGCUUGAGAGACACUUUUAUCGUUGCAGGAUACACCAACCCAGCUGCUGCUACUCGACUGAAUGAAAUAUGGUUUCUUGAGAGACUGUAGCCGGCUUCAUAUAAGAACAUAAGAACUAGCCUGCUGGAUCAGACCAGAGUCCAUCUAGUCCAGCACUCUGCUACUCGCAGUGGCCCACCAGGUGCCUUUGGAAGCUCACAGGCAGGAGGUG